Molecule: messenger RNA, 585 nt
Organism: Symbiodinium necroappetens
Lineage: Eukaryota; Dinophyceae; Suessiales; Symbiodiniaceae
Source: the annotation of a GenBank genome assembly
AUGCGACGCAAGGGCAACCGCUAUAAUGGCGGGCGCACCCAUGAGAAUGGCAAAGGACGUGUCUGGUCGCAAGUGGAGCACGGCUCGCAGGAGGAGGAGCUCGCCCCGCCAGCAGCUACUCCGCUUAUGCAGGCGGCGGAACCAGCGCCGCUUGUGGCCGCCAAGACAGUUCGCUUGGGGAAGGAUCGCGAAGGGAAAACAACGCUUACGGAGUGGUACAAUCGGCCUGACCACGAAAUGAGCUACUUCAUUGGCGACGGCGAUGCUGACAGUGAGGAGGCUGAGAGGCGGACCACUGUCGACCUGAGCGUAGCUGUCCGAGGACUGUGCUCGGAGUACUUCGAGUGCCACGUCUCGCCUCUUUUGCGAUCUUUGCAGAACACAACGGAGCAGCAUCAGCUCAGGUUGCAGGAGUUGCAGGACCUCGUUGGGAAGGACCUGCGCGAGACUGUCGCCGUAGAGGUAGCUCGGCGGAACGAGCAGAAUGCUGUAAGCACUCUGGUGCGGCUGCAGGAGAUCUCCGCAUCACUGCAGAGGAAGGCAGACUCUGGCAGCGUUCCUACGUUGGCGCAGUGGAAGGCAUGA